This is a messenger RNA of Phycodurus eques (leafy seadragon), 3011 nucleotides long. RefSeq names its product carboxy-terminal domain RNA polymerase II polypeptide A small phosphatase 1-like. The transcript has 7 exons. Gene Ontology annotation, molecular function: RNA polymerase II CTD heptapeptide repeat phosphatase activity. The coding region runs from base 668 to 1465 and encodes 265 amino acids. NCBI's taxonomy places the organism in Eukaryota, Metazoa, Chordata, Actinopteri, Syngnathiformes, Syngnathidae. The record is from RefSeq and is a predicted model, not a curated record.
AGAAAGAAAAGCCACAGACAAUCCGUCAGUCCGUCCGGCCUGCAAACUUUGGCCACCGCCAAAUUCGUCACCGGGAAUCCGUUCCAUGAACACAGACCGCGGCUGAGAUUCUUCCACGUUGUUGUCGAGGACUUUUUAAUAACUUUUGCACGAAAGCAAACGACGUCUGUCAACAUUAGCUUCGUUGUCGCGCGCUUGUUUUCCAGACAAACCCUCAGCGAACGACACUCGGUUACUCAUCGGAAUAUGUUUAUUUUGUGCGAAAAUGGUAACGAAAAAGUUUUGAGUCCGUUUACGCCGAGCUACUUUUAAGGGAUCGUCGUCAAAGUUGUGCAAGCCAGCAGAGGCCGCGGCUCGCUCCGACAUUCCCACACUUUUACUGCGCCACUUUAAGUGGAAUGGGACGCCUUGAAACCUCCAUGUUUGGAUCUUGAAACUGCGAGGGGCGCCCGAGCACCAUAUUGAAUCAAAGUUGCCAAACUUUGUGACAAAUGUGCCGCAAGUUGGGGCUUUCCGAGCAGCGACACCAGCGGCCGGCCUGUAAGCCUGGAAUGGAGGAGCUGUAGGCGGCGAGUGGCGAACCUCCGCUCGGCUUCAGCCUUCGUGAAUGCGGCGCAGGGUCGGCGCACAAAUCCUCAAGUUUGACGCGUGAGCACAGUUGGACGUCAUGGACAACCCGUCCUCGGUCAUCACGCAGGUCAGUCGGGAUGAAGAGGGAAAUAAAGCCGCGGACAGAGGGGACGUGGGUUCCACGUCCUCGCUGUCCACCAAGAAGCCUCGAAGUGGCGGCUUAUUUUCCAUCUUUUCCUGCUGCCUCUGCCGGGACCAGCCAGAACCCCCGUCAGUCAACAACAACACCCCCCUUUUAGUUGAGGAGAAUGGCACCAUCUCCAAGAUCCAGGUGAAACCGUUGUUGCCACCAGUCAAGUCCAAAGACGCCGGAAAGGUCUGCGUGGUUAUCGACCUGGAUGAGACACUAGUUCACAGCUCUUUUAAGCCUGUGAACAAUGCCGAUUUCAUUAUUCCUGUGGAAAUAGAUGGAACUGUACAUCAGGUGUAUGUCCUGAAGCGGCCUCAUGUAGAUGAGUUCCUCAAGAGGAUGGGAGAAAUGUUCGAAUGUGUCCUGUUCACUGCCAGUUUAGCCAAGUAUGCCGACCCCGUCUCUGACCUCCUGGACAAGUGGGGAGCCUUCCGCUGCCGGCUCUUUCGGGAGUCCUGCGUCUUCCACAGAGGAAAUUAUGUCAAGGAUCUCAGUCGCCUGGGCCGCGACCUUAACAAGGUCAUCAUAGUGGACAACUCCCCUGCGUCUUAUAUCUUCCAUCCCGACAACGCAGUGCCUGUGGCCUCUUGGUUCGAUGACAUGUCCGACACCGAGUUGUUGGACCUCAUUCCCUUCUUUGAGAGGCUGAGCAAAGUGGAUAAUGUCUACACUGUCCUUAAGCACCAAGGAGGGGCCACAAGCUAACAGAAUUCUAACAGAAUGGUGUGCAAACCUGUGUGCAUGCAAGCGCACACAUACACACACACACACUCACCCAAGUGAGACAACAGCUUUCACUGCCCACCCAAACUCAGACGGUCUUCCCAGGCUUCACCAAGUGAGGGGAGUCUUUGAUAGUGUUGGGGCUGCCACCGCCUGGUCAACCAGAAAACUGCUAUACAUUAACGUUCCCUUUCCUCGUCUCAAGAAGUGGUGGCUGCAUAUCAACAAAUGAGCAAAUGGUUAAGGACCCUUUACUCUGUCGUCGGCAUUGAACUCUUUGGACUCCUGAGAUUUAUUAGUUCACUUUUCACUGAUUAGCUGGUGUCCCGAAGGUGCCUUUUUAAAAUUUGCAUUCUUUUAGCCAAUCCACAUAAGACAAACCUGCCACAGCCCUUGAAACAACAACUGCUUUGUGGGUGUAGAUUUCGACGUCACCAAGGUCACAUUUCCUGCAUAAUAUUUUAUGUUUGACAGGCACGCUUUCAUCUUUCGAAAGUGAAACUUGAACUCUUCUGAGCAGCAUUGGAAGCGCAGAACGUGAGCACGUGGCUUGUUUGAGUUUUCUUUGUAUUGCUAAACGGUACACAUAGGCUGGAAACAAUCUCAUGCAGGGGGCAAAAAGUGUGUUAAUGUUGUCGAAAUUUAAAGAAGCAAUCUACCCCGCAAGACCUCUUGGUCAAUUCUGUCAUCUGAUUGUUUUGUGACCUUUCAGCGCAGCUACAAUUAUAUACUGUAUCUGCCUCAUCUGUCAGUGGAAAUCCAAAUGCAUUGUUUCAGGGUGGUAUUGUGAGAGACCAUUCAUGUCACUUGACAUGUAAGGUGAGUUUCUAGGAGCUGUGUGGCAUCCAACAAGCCUCUUGGACUGUUUUUAUCCCCUUUGUAUGCAAAUGAUAAACUCAUGCAGACACAGACGCAUCACUGUGGAUUGUUUUUUGCAGUAACUCCACAGGGAAAGAGCAGGGAUGACAAACCCAUCAUAUCUUUAUUUUUACAGUAUUGCUGUAUGUUUUUGAAGAUCCUCUCAAUCAAAUUACAUUUUCUUUUACUAAAUAAUUACUGAUUUAUUUCGUUCCUGGCCAAUAAGGUGUCUGUCCUCUGAUGCAUUUAGUUAUCGCCUUUUUGGCUAUUGGCUAUUUGACAUAAACGUUUCAGUGAUAUUGAACAUUAUAUCGAACUUGGCUAAGAAACACCAGCAAAUUACUAAAAUCUUACUUUUCUAGGCACAUAACUACAUUUUUUUUCUUUUUUCUUUUGGGUGUGCUUACACCAGGAGGCUUUUAUUUAUAGGGCUUUGCCAUUAAAACUAGUGUCACUCACUACAGGGCUGCCACUGUACCUCACGUUCAGUGGAUUUGUUCAUGUGUUUUGCACAACAAGAAAACAAGUCAUUAUUAAUAUAUGGAACAUCCAUGUUACUGUACUCAUGAUUUGAUAGAUGUAAUCUAAUUUUUGACCUGUUUUAUCAUGCCAUGUUAUACAAAAACUAUGUAACAAUGCCCUUUUCUCAUAAACGCUAAAUGAACAAUGA